AUGGUCAUCAAGAAUGGGAUAUUGAUGACAUGCGAUAGGGAGAAGCCAUCAUCAAUAUCGAAACUCAAAAAGAAAGUGAGGUUUAACCUAAAUGUGAAGGCUUACGAAGCGAUUUCACAUGAAGUCGCCUCGUAUCUUUCAGAGGAAGAAAAAGAAGAAGAAGAAGAAGAAGGAGCAAAUAACACCGCAGGCAGCUUGCACUACGAAGAGGACGUACAGUACGAAGACGAAGACGUAGCACUUGAUGAAAGUGAUCACGAACUGGAUGAUGAUGAUGUUAGUAGCAUUUAUGAUGAUGAUGAUGAUGAUAAUGUGGCCAAGAAUAUUCAAUUUCAAACAACUGAAUCGAGAUCGAAUCCUCAACGGUACGAUUCUUCUGUGCUUACUCCAAUUGAGAAUUUAUCUCAAUGGAGGGAAAUUAAAGCCAAGGCCAAAACAGCAGAUCUGAAGAUGCAGAAGGAGAAUUCAAUCAUCUCAACCAUGGAUUCUCAUCACUCUGAUUCGAAACUGAGGGUUAGUAAUGUAAUUUCAGUGGAUGCGAGUUUAUCAAACUGGUUGAGCUCGUUGGAGAAGAAUCCACUCAUCAAUUCAGGCCCAUAA
Salvia miltiorrhiza (redroot sage) is the source of this 600-nucleotide messenger RNA. Its product is annotated as pheromone-processing carboxypeptidase KEX1-like. Lineage: Eukaryota; Viridiplantae; Streptophyta; Magnoliopsida; Lamiales; Lamiaceae. The coding region runs from base 1 to 600 and encodes 199 amino acids. The record is from RefSeq and is a predicted model, not a curated record. Gene Ontology annotation, biological process: male meiosis II. The transcript has 3 exons.